AUGUGUAAUGAUAACAGAGCUGUGUUAGUGGUAUGUCUGUCAGCAUUGGUGGUGGUGUCCGCUCAACUCCAUGGCCUACCGAUCGCUAGAGCGCUGGCCGUUCAAGAGAGACCUGAGCCGUACUCUUAUGGUUAUGAAGCGACCGACGAAUUCGGGACUCAUUGGACACGACAAGAGUCGGGCGAUGGCGACGGCACAGUCCGCGGCUCCUACUCUUACCGGGAGGCCAAUGGCAUCGGCAGGACUGUUGAGUAUGUGGCCGACCCCGUCAAUGGCUUUCAGGUAGGCUUGUAA
Molecule: messenger RNA, 294 nt
Organism: Oppiella nova
Lineage: Eukaryota; Metazoa; Arthropoda; Arachnida; Sarcoptiformes; Oppiidae
Source: the annotation of a GenBank genome assembly